AUGGGAUCCCGUCGCAUGCUACAGAAGAUCACACUCGUCUUUGCUUUGCUUCUUCUGCUUGCCCUUCUCUCACAAGCUGAAUCAAUCGAGGCUCGAUCCACCAAGAAGGCCCUGACUACCAAGCACUCAUCGCAUAAGGCAAAGACCACCACAACCUUGUCCAUCAAGUCAGCCCACAAGAGCAAGACCACCCAGAGCAAAAAGAGCACGAAGAAGGCAAAGAAGACAUCUACCAAGGCCACUACGACCCACAAAGCCACUACGACUCGAAAGGCCACAUCGACUCACAAAGCCUCUUCAACUCCUAAGGCUACUUCGACGACGCAAGAGGCUACUUCCCCGCCCCCACUCCUCGAGGAUUUCUCAUCUACACCUGUCAAAGCUACAAAGGAUGAGUCUAAGAGCUCCGUCUUCUGCAAGUCUUUCGUGAAGCAGUGCUAUACAGAGGCGCUCAAAGGUCAGACUGGUAAUGUCGCCGUUGUGUACUCAUGCCAACGCAACGGCAAGAAGGACUCUACUUCUUAUACAUAUAGCUGCAAGCGGGGUAAGACCAACCUGGUCAGUAAGGUUCUGAAUGCUCUGGGCAAUCAGUACACGGUCCUCACUACAGUAGACAAGACGACGGUGACCACGGGCACAACGACUGCUGUGCAGACGGCUUACGCAGUCGAGAGCGUCACUGUUGCCACAGAGAUCAGCAAGACCAUCAUCACCAAGACCGAGACUGAUACCAGCCUCGUACCGACCGCAACGACUGUCUUGACCACCAAGAUCCCAUACACUGCUACUGGAACCACGACCUCUAUCGUCACGGAGACAAGCACCUCAACUGAGUAUGUUGUUGGAAGCACCACGACAUCGACUGCCGUCUUCCUCGGGACCGAUGGAGUUCCGGUCGAAGACGUCAAGAUUGGGGGCAAGUUGGAACGAAGGAGACGCGAUCUGGACAAGUUCUGCUCUGCAUUCCAGACUGCCUGCGCAACAGAGUGCAAAGAGAAUUCGUCCAAGGUCAAGACCACCGUGUGCAAGGCUAAAAAGGACCAAGAGUAUACAGUGGCUUGCGCGUGCAAGAAUGGCGAUCUCCUUACUCAGCAUGCCCUGGCUGCCGUUGUUGAGGAGCAGUACAUCUCCACUAUUGAGACGCUUCGACGAUCGACAGCAUGGCUCGCUACUACGAGGACGACGACAAUCUCCGGUGCUACUUCCAGCACACGCUUUGUCACCUUCACUACAACGCUACCAAGGACACAGACUUUCACAACGCUCGCGACAUCAACUAUAGCUAGUACAUUGACUAAGUAUACCGGGAUCAGCGCGGCCGUAGAGACAUCCCAUAUCACUAUGGCGACUACCACCACGACUACAAUCCCAACGCUUGCGCCAAUUGAAGCUACAGUGACCACACAAACUGUCUUGGCAUCGACGGGAUAUGCACGAGCGACCAUAAUUGCGGAUGGCAUGGUCGAUGGAUACUUGGCCGCAAAUCCAAGUGGUUGGGCCCAGCUGACUGGGACGUAUUCGGACCUUGUGCCUCAGGAUAUGAUGGCAAUUCGAGACGCCCGCACAGGAUCAUACCAGCUCGCAAUUCUCGGUGAGCCUGACACGGUCCUGAUCUCUGAAUCUGCCUAUGCAUCGUUCUCUGGCGAUGACAAUGCGGGUGCAUAUGGCUACAUGUACUUUGGCGACAAGUCUCUGUGCGGUACGGCUGGCUCGGAAGCUGGACCCAGUGCUGGCCAAGGGGCUUACGGCAGACCUUGCGAGACUUUCCUCUUCCACCCUAUUGUGGAUGACGACACCUCCUCUGACGGCUCAGCGCUCCUCCAAGGCUUCUGGGUCAACGAAGACUCGGGCAUGCAGCAGACUGAGUGGACCUACAUCGAUCAGGGAUCAGUCUCACCGAUCUAUCAGGUCCCUGAUUCCACUACCUUCGGAAAUAGAUAUGGGGUAUCAGAGAUGGCCUUCAACAUGACCUUCCCCGUCAACGCAGAUUUCUGCAGGCGUGAGGAGGGCAAUUUGGAGCGCAGGAUGGCCUGCGACACGAGGAUCCCCAAAGUCGAGGAAGCUCCUGAUGUCUUGCAUCUCACGUUCUGGACAGAAGGGGACAACGCCGUCUGCCUUCCAAUACCAUUCUUAGGCGCCGCUCCUUACCACUCUCCCCACACCUUCUCAAUACCCACCACUGUCCUUUCUCUUGCAAGCAUGGUUCGAAUCGCCUUCACAGCCCUCGCUCUAGCUCUCUUUGGCCUGGUCAAGGCUAGCUCGUCUCUGUCCCUAAGCGACUUACUGGACACUUCUGCCAUUGCCGCCUCUCCUUCCACACUCUACAACUGUGGUCUCUGCCAGGUCACUGCCGCUUCCAAGACCAAGAUCACCCUGACAGCGGCCACCCAGUGCUUCCAGAACGUCAGCUCUGCAGUCGUCACCCAGUAUGCCGGCAACUCAAAGACUGCCUACAAGCUCUCUACCACCAAGCCUCGACGAUUGCAGGCCCAAGAUGGUACUCCCUACUUUGUGAAGAGCGUGGGCUUCACCCGCCUUAACAUCGUUCCUGAUGAGGAGGACCGAGGCUUCAGCAAGCAGGGCUUUGCCUGUGGGGAUGGUAUCAUUGGUGGCGUCCAAUGCUUCGACUGCACGAAGGUCAAGGCUGCUUCGACCUAAGUACUAGGCUCCGAGCUCAGCGUGGAGGGGAGCACAACGUACCUCUUCGAAGGUAUCAACACGUCUGCCCCGCGUUCAAAUAUCUGUGUAUCAUCUCCCCCCAGUCUUCACAAUCGCUGUGCGAGACGUCCCCUAGUGUGCAUAUGUUUCUCUCCACUCCUCUCAACGAGCCAAGUCCUCG
Messenger RNA from Microstroma glucosiphilum, 2839 nucleotides. RefSeq lists its product as hypothetical. The record is from RefSeq and is a predicted model, not a curated record. The transcript is spliced from 4 exons. The coding region runs from base 1 to 2658 and encodes 885 amino acids. NCBI's taxonomy places the organism in Eukaryota, Fungi, Basidiomycota, Exobasidiomycetes, Microstromatales, Microstromataceae.